Messenger RNA from Emiliania huxleyi CCMP1516, 1356 nucleotides. RefSeq lists its product as hypothetical. Lineage: Eukaryota; Haptophyta; Isochrysidales; Noelaerhabdaceae. The transcript has a single exon. The record is from RefSeq and is a predicted model, not a curated record. The coding region runs from base 1 to 1356 and encodes 451 amino acids.
AUGUCCACGCCCUCGCGACGGCCUCUCGUCGUCUUCAUCUUCUAUUUUGGCGAGCUGCCGGUCUGGCUGCCGCUUACCCUUCAAUCGAUGCACGUCAAUCCUCGCGUCGACUUUGUCGUCGUUGGCGAUGCGGCUCCGCCGGCGGUGCUGCCGCCGAACGUGCGCUUCGAGCAAGUAAGCUUUUCGGCGAUACAGACACGGCUUUCGGUGCUCGUGGGCGACGGCAGCAGUGUCCGAUACAACGACACAUUCGCCGGGCACUACAGCAAAGGCAACGACAUGAAGCCGCUCGCCGCCGAGCUCUACCCACAGCACACGGCGGGCCAUGAGUGGUGGGCUUGGUCCGACCUCGACGUUGUCUUUGGCGAUCUGCUCUCGUGGAUGGAUCGCGCGACGCGGAACGAGCACGCAGCGUGCUGCCGCUGCAUCCCGCGAGAGUCGGACGGCGGGCGUGGCGCGGCCAAGUUGCGGGAGCAGUGCGCAGUCCGUAACGCGACGGGGCAGGUGGGCGGCUGUUGCCUGGUGCCACUGCGCCCGAACGCAAAGACGGGCGAGAUGGAGGUGGCCAACGUCAACCUGGUCAAUGUGUACUUGCACAAGAAGUACUGCCCGUGCGACCACGGCGAGCGCGUGAAUGUCGUCUGCCCGCUCUACCCCAACCCGUGGCGCAAAAAGGCGUGGGGCCCGUUCACAGCCUUCCGCGUGGAGGGCGGAGGAGCGUCGCUGUUCCGCCGCUCGCCGCAGUGGCGCGCGGUCGUCGCGUCCGGCGACUACGCGCACUUCGACGAGUGGUGGGGCGAGUACCACUACUCGCGCGGCUGGGAGACGAUGGGCGACGUGCUGACGCGGCUCGCGGAGGUCACGGGCGGCGUGGUGAUGAGCAAGAUGAAGAUGAGGUUUGCAGAGGCGAAGACGUGCACAGACUACGCCUCUGGAUGCUCCUUCUGCCCCUGCGGCGCGAUGCGGCUCCGGCUGACUGGCUCGACGCUCGUCGUCAACGAGCGGGAGGUGAUGCUGCUGCACCUGGCCCAGUCCAAGGCUGCUUGGAGCGAGUCGCGCGUCUCGCUGCCCCAAUGGGAGCCGCCAGAGAGAGGCACCGCUGCGGCGAGGAGCUGGGCGCGCGGCUGCUUUGAGGUGCUCAACCUCGGCCGCUUCAACGCCACCUGCGCCGCCUGCUCCGGAGCGGCUCCAGCAUUCACGGCGUGGGACACGCCGGGUGCGGUGGAGAAGGCGACCCGGCUCGGCCGACAUCGCGUGCAGACGAAGUGGCGUGGCCACAUCGUGUACUCGAGCAGUGCCGCAGACUCAAUGCAGCUGCAGGCGCGCUCGUGCGACUCCCAAGGGGGGGGGGGGUGA